This is a messenger RNA of Brassica napus (rape), 2370 nucleotides long. Its product is annotated as inner centromere protein-like. The coding region runs from base 572 to 2188 and encodes 538 amino acids. The record is from RefSeq and is a predicted model, not a curated record. Lineage: Eukaryota; Viridiplantae; Streptophyta; Magnoliopsida; Brassicales; Brassicaceae. The transcript has a single exon.
CAGGGUUCAUAUCUGCAAAUAUAGAGAGCUGGAACCCAAGUCUCUGUACCAUUUUUUUUCUCCCAAAUCUGUCAAUAGAUAGGCUUAUAUUUCAAGCUAAAAAACAUUGAGAAGCCUGAAAUAUGUCAGUCACCGUUUAUCAGAAUUAUCUAAAAAUCUCUUUAUGAGAAUAUUUUUCCCCAUUAAACUAUGGUUUUGGUUUGCAUUAGUAUGUUGAAUAUCUUAAACACCUGUUUCAAGAAGACUCAAAAGAAAUUAUCUUGUAUUCAGUUCAAGUUUCCUGUUUGUUCUUUGCUUCUUCACAAAGGUCUCUGUAAACCUAAGGAGCAAAUUCACAAGUUGAAUAGAGAUACCAAAGAUAACUUCAAUGGAUAAAACGAUCACUUUUCUUUACCUGCAUGAAAAGUUAUCUUUUCCUCUUCACACACAAAGCCACACAUAUACAUACAAACACAGACGCAAAUUAAGACACACCAAAUAUUUAUAUUUACUCUUUUUAACAUUUUCACCCACUUUUUAGUCAAAAAAAAAACAUUUUCACCCACUUUGACAUCUCUUUUACCAUAACAUUAUGCCUCCUUUCCGUUUUAACAUUCCUUUCUUCUCCUACGGCUCUCCUUCUCGUCCCUCUUCAUCAGGGACUUCUUCCCCAUCACCACCCCCACCUCCUCCUACUUCUUCCCGCCCUCCUUUUCGCCCUGGUGGCAUCGCUCAUCCGUCAAAGCCAGCCACGUCGCAAGAAACAAAGCCCAAGGUGUCACCUUCGCUUUCUAGGUCUAAAAGCAAUGUUGCGGCCACUGCAGCUUUUUCUUCUGCGUCUCAGUUGCCAUCCCGAGGCGCAGCCACGCCUUCCCGGCUGGCGAAACAGAGUAACCAAUCUGGUUCUCCGGUGAAGAAACCUGAGUCUCUGAGGGCAGAGGAGCAAAAGGUGGCGAUGAAAGAUAAAUCAUCAAGAGAAGUUAGAAAAGAAGCUGGUGAGAACAGCAAUCCGGUAGUAGAGAAGCCUCCGGCUGCACGUUCAGAACAAAAAGAAGCUCAGGAGCAGAGAAGGAGAGAAGUAGAGAAACUUGCAGUGGUAGAUAGGGAUUCAAAACCAGCUCAGGAACAGCAGAAGAGCAAAGAAACCGUGAAACUUGCACCGGAAGAAAAGAAGAAAGGUCUUAGUAAGGAUAUGGAAGAGAGAACUAAAACAGCUCAGGAACAGCUGAAGAGCAAAGAAACCGAGAAACUUGCAGUAGAAGAAAAGAAGAAGGGUUUUCAAAAGGACACUGAAGAGAAAACAAAAACAGCUCAAGAAACGGAGAAACUUGCGAUGGAAGAAAAAGAAAAAGUUAUUCAAAACCACAUGGAAGAGAAUUCAAAGACAUCUCAAGAACAACAGAGGAGAAAGGAAACCGAGAAACUUGCGGAUCAAGAAAAGAAGAAAGUUAUUCGCAAUGACAUGGAAGAGAAUUCAAAAGCAGCUCAAGACCAACAGAAGAGCAAACUUGCAGCGCAAGAAAGACAUACAGCUCUUAAAACGAUGGGAACAGAAGAUGCGACGCAAAGCAAAACCACACAAAAUAUCACCGCAGCAAAAGAAGGAUCAUCUUCAAUGAGCAGAAAGAUCAAAGAAGACAUCAGAGACGGACUAAGCAAGCUUACUUGGGGAAAAAGCAACGGUGACAACGAGAAAUCCGUGAGUGUCUUCACUCUAACAGGCGAAAACAGAGGAGCCAACAUGGCAAUAGGUUCUGAAAAAGACAAGAAAGACGGUGAGGUUCACAUCCGCCGUGGGUACAAAACUAAUCCAGACGAGAGCCCUGAGACCACAGCCACGGAGACCGAAGGAGGCACAAGACCCUACCCUAAAGACGUGGAAGAAGACGCUAGGGUUAGGGCAUACGUGAACGGAAACAGUCAGGGGGUCAACAACUCGAUUAUAUGCGAUAGUUCAGUGCAACAGAACGAUCCAGGCAUUCAUAUGAAUUUGAAGUUUGAAAAAUCAAAGGAAAAGGAUGAAACUAUUAGUCCACCGGAGAAAAAACCGGCGACGGAGAAGGUGUUGAAGUAUGAGCCGAGGGUGAGGAGGAGAUGCUUGAGAGGGUUGCUAGCAGAGUCGAGUCAGUCGGAUCCGGAGAAUCCCUUGAAGCCUAGGAGACAUGGUUGCCGCUUUACCUGUAAAGACAAAGAUAUUGAGAACACUUAAUUAUGUAAAUAUACUUUUAUUAAAUUAUGUGAAUACUUAAUUAUGUAAAUGCUCCAUUUGAUCAUUGGCAAAAGGGAACAGAACAUGGAGUAUGAGUUCUUACAAAUGUUGUUGUUUAUUCAAUGAAUCGCACCAUUGAAUGUUCAAAACGUGGAGCAUCUUUUAUUUGGAAUAACUUUAGA